AGGUACGAAAAAUAUUAAAAAUCUUCCAAAAUUGAUUGAAAAGCAUAGAAAGUGUUGAGCUUUUCAGUUCGGGACAAGUAGCGCCGACCCAUUUGGCACCUUUAUCUUAUCUCAGCUGAGAAACCAGAUUCCCCACCAAUCGGAUCGUACCCAACUCCGGCAGAGGCCCAAAACCGGAGUUCCUUGUGCUUCCAACGCCAUUAAAACCACGCUCCUUCGGCUUCUUCUCUCCGACCCUCAUCACGAUUCAAUCCCAGGUCCAGUCAGUUGAGUUUGUAAGAGGGUUUGAGGAAAAUGUACCCUGGUGGUUACAGUGUUGAAGUUACGAGCUUAUCCCCUAAAGCCACAGAGAAGGAUGUUUACGAUUUCUUCAGUCACUGUGGUGCAGUUGAGCAUGUUGAAAUCAUGAGGUCUGGUGAAUAUGCUUGUGCUGCAUAUGUGACAUUCAGAGACGCUUAUGCUCUUGAAACUGCUGUAUUGCUCAGUGGAUCCAGAAUUGUAGAUCAAUGUGUCUGCAUUGCACGCUGGGGUAACUAUGUUGAUGAAAUUGAUCCUUGGAACGGUCCUGCAUUCAACUCUGAAAACCACAGUAGCUCAACGGCCUUUCACACAAGCCAGUUCAUUUCAAGCCCUGGAGAGGCUGUAACUGUUGCUCAGGAAGUUGUCAAAACAAUGGUAGCCAAGGGAUAUGUUCUGGGACAAGAUGCAUUAAUCAAGGCAAAAGCUCUUGAUGAGUCCUAUCAAGUAUCGGCUACUGCAGCAGCCAAAGUUUAUGAGCUUAGCGAUCGAAUUGGGCUCACUGAGAGAAUUCAUGCAGGCAGGGAAGUUGUCAAGUCCCUAGACGAGAACUUCCAUGUUUCAGAGAUCACCAAAACAGCUGCAACUGCUACCGGAACAGCAGUAGUGGUAGCAGCAACAGUUACUGGGAGAGCAGCCUUAGCAGCAGGAAGCGCUGUAGUGAACAGCAGCUACUUUGCCAAGGGAUCUCUUUGGGUUUCGGACAUAUUGACUCGUGCAGGCAAAGCUGCAGCUGAUUUGGGCAGUCAUGACAGUAAAUAAGUAACACCAUUUCUCAAGUACGUUCAUCUGUAUCUGAAUUUCUUUACAAAAGAUCAAUAAUCUGCUAAAUGCCAGCCUAGUAUAUAGAAAUUGUCUCUCUAAAUCGUCUAUCUGAAUAUUUGUACAUCAAAAACAAUAUUGAAUUUAGUAAAAAACAGUGGUCGGUCUAAAUUGUAUUGAUCAUGAAUCAAAAGGACUUGUUCAACAUUCUUCCCAUGAUGAUCGGCAAAGAUGGUUGACUCUGUUACAGACUGUUUCUGAGAUUAAUAAGUCAACUUCUCUUCCAUCUCUGAACUCUCUCUAACACAGUAAAAUCUAAAGCUCUUGGUAAAUCAGAGUCAGAGAGAGACAGCAAGGUUGUGGUUACUUUCAAAAUUGAAGGAGUAGACUUCAAAAUUCUAUCAGCUUUCCCUCAACUACUUCCUAAUUAUUCUUAACAAUGCUACUCUCAUCUGCCAACCAAUCUUUAUAUAUCAUUCAGUAUUACAGCAGUCUUUACCUCCCAACGACCCCGUGAUUUUGAAUGUUGACAUUGUAUUCUUCUCUUGCAGUAUGUUGAUGCCCAAAUUCCGGACAAUAACAUCCGGAAAAGGACAACUACA
Molecule: messenger RNA, 1661 nt
Organism: Fragaria vesca subsp. vesca
Lineage: Eukaryota; Viridiplantae; Streptophyta; Magnoliopsida; Rosales; Rosaceae
Product: protein vip1-like
Exons: 5
Coding region: 295-1059 (254 amino acids)
Molecular function (GO): RNA binding
Source: RefSeq, a predicted model, not a curated record